This is a messenger RNA of Amoebophrya sp. A120, 2996 nucleotides long. NCBI's taxonomy places the organism in Eukaryota, Dinophyceae, Syndiniales, Amoebophryaceae. The record is from the annotation of a GenBank genome assembly.
CUUCAACAAGAGCCUUCGGUUGAACGAUUAUAUCCUGUUUCAUAUUCAUCCGACUCCAUGGCUGUUAGUGCGGUCGGUGCCACACUAGUGAAAAGUCUAAAAAGGCUGCUUGCGACCAAACAAAACCCACUUGACAACGUCAUAGCUCUUCACAAGGCACUUCGUGCAAAAUGAAGUCGCUUUGUUCUUUUCGGUCGUUCUCUUUGCACAAUUUCUGGCGUUUGAUCAGCGUCAGUACUUGCCAUUAUUUCCUCGUGGAAAAUAGUUUCUUCUUUCGCCAUUACUACGCAGCCGCACAGGACGUCCCUGCGCCUGGCGGUGCCGAUGCCGCGACAGCUGCUGCUCUACUGCCAGACCGCCCAGGCGGGGUCGGAGCAGCCACAACUCCACUUGCCUCCGGCGGAGACAGCGUCGACGCUCUCCUACAGCAGGCUGUGCAGGAAUCCAUACAAACUGAAGACCAAGAAAACAACGCAGGUCUUCCCGACGCAGCCAGCACGACCCUACUGGAAAGCACAAAGGAUAAGAUCGCCGCCCCAGAUUCCGACUCCCGCCCUACUUCGGAGCCUGCAUUGGUCGAAGAUUCUAUGUCUACUUCCGAUGCCCCCCCACCAGCUACGGUAGUGACCGCGGGAGCAUCAUCAUCGGCGACGACCCCAGUUAAUAACCCCGCUCCUCCUGCUCCACCUCCAAGUUCUCUGUCGUUCGACUCGCUGGACUUAACGUUGGAAAUUGACAACCCAUGCUGGAUAUCAAAUGCAAAAAUGUCUGGGUCUGGAAACUUGUGAUGCUGGGUGGCGUCUCAUGGUGAGGCCACAAGAGCUGGCUUAGCAUGACAAGUUUCUGAGCUUCUAGGUGUUGCCUAUUCUGCAUGACAAACUGCGUUUCUGCAUCACAGAAAAGCGGAGCUCUUGGGUAACGUGCAUGACAGAUUUAAGAGUCACGCCAGACAAGCAUGACAAACAUGAACUCUUCCAGACCCAGACAUUUUUACAUUUGAUACUGGACGCCAGGUUACACAUUCGCGGUGUGUUGCAACACGGACGUUUUUGGGGAGCGGGGGAACAUGGAGUGUUGGGACGAAAGUUUCAAUUUCAACAUUUGCUGUGUCGAAGAGCGCUGGCUGCGGUCGCAAAACAUGACGUCCAAUCCUACGAUGGCCAGUCGGGGCGGCGGCCUGGAAAGCGCGCAGUUCAUUCGGCGACGGGAAGACUUGAGGACGUGCCUUUCGGACUACGAGGUAAGUAUGUUGUAUAAUUGGGGGGAUAGGUGUAUUUUGGCAUUUUUUUCGUACAACACCGGGCUUCGGAAAGAAAACAAUAAAAUUAAAUGCAGUCCUCGACGUAGUGCAAAUGCAGCUGCAGUAAUUUCCACUUCGCAUCACGGAAGGGAACAAGAAGAGUUCAAUCUCAGGGUAUAAUCGGCAUGAGGUAGCUAGACGUUGACGCAGGAGGAAAGACGCUAGCUUUCUUAAUACAUUUCCGUAAAUUUUAAGUCUCUCCUGCUUAAACUAAUAACCAGGGCUUCUACACGAAAGUGAUGCAGUGGUCGGGUUUCCGCGAAUCUCCCUUCGGUGACCCCGCGAGCUGCAAGGCGGUGGGGCGGCGAUUUUUCUGGGUUAUCUUGAAUCGGGUGAUGAUGGGAUUUUGCGCACCGGAGUCGUGCAACAUGAACGAGUGGUACAUCGCCGGGCCGCUGAUAGCCGCCUGGACUGGCAAGAUGGGCGGGAGUAAGUUUGGCUGCUUGGAACAGGAGAAGGAAUUCGGCAUGUACGACACGUUUCCCCCCCUGUUCAGCCGCCCGCCGAGCGCCACCGAGAUGAAGGCCUUCCAGCACUGCGAGGAAAACAUGCGACGGUAUUUUCCGUCGUCGGAUGUGAUACGAUUGCGGACCCUUCUGCAGGAAAACCGGCUGGAACUGGACGAACGGGCGAAAGAUUUGAAUUUCAACGUGAAAGAGCACCACGAAACCUGGAGAGUCAGUCCGGAAAAUUGGUUUCACUUCAAACUCAUCGGGGCUCCGGUGUUGGUCGCAAGUUUGCUGGAGUUCCUACUUGGGUUGUUAGCCUGCUUCGGGAGCGUUUUGUGUACCUGCUGGUGCAGGAUGUGUGCGAAGACGGCGCAGAAAGGGCAAAACAGUGAAGACGACGCUGCUUCAGUCGCCUCAAGAACCGCUGCAAAAGGAACUUCAUUUUCCAUCACAUCUCUCCUUACCGCGCCGAUCAGGCUGCUCCGGCGCAACCUGCUCCAGCCGCUCGCGCUACAAACAAACCUCAGCGAACUGUUCGCUGGCCCGACCUCUCCGAAAGUCAACUCCAGCCUCUCGCUCGUCAGGAUAUUUCUGUGCCUUACGGUGAUCUACGUGCACACGGUAGAAGCGUUCGAAUGGGAGAACCACAGCAGCGAACAGGCGUUGCUGCAGCUACGGUACUGGCCGCUGUUUGUCCUGUGUCACUGUGGCCACCGGGUAAACACGCUCUUCACCUGUUUGUCCACGUUUUUGGCCCUGAAGUCCAUUCGCAGCACAAACUUCAUGCGCGAUCACGUCGGCAGAACAUCGCGGAAAAAUGCUUCUGGAGAUGAGCAGGGAGCUCCAGCAAAGACACUAUCAUCACCAAUAAACCAGAACAUCUUCUUCACCAUUUUCACGCAAAUCCGACUACUGCUGAAACAAGCACUGCAACGGAUCACGCGCCAGUCCCCGGUGAUGCUCUUCUGGACCUUCAUCGUGAUGCGCGUGUUCGCUAAAGACAUUCCCUGGCGGCCCUCGGAAACGAUCACCGUCUGGUACGACUACCGCGUGAAAGUCUGCCACAUGAGCCAGCGCUGGCUCUACUCCAGUUUUUACCUGCACGCCUGGCUGACCCAAUCCGUGACCGACGAGUCCAUUUGCCACAACACAGCGAUUUUCGAGGCGGAGUUUCAGGUCGUGAUGUUCUUCAUCGUCUUUUCCUCGUUCGCGUACUUCACCAGGCGCCUCGUCUCCGCCGUCUUCUG